Polistes canadensis is the source of this 5277-nucleotide messenger RNA. RefSeq lists its product as uncharacterized. Gene Ontology annotation, cellular component: cell periphery; cell septum. The transcript is spliced from 19 exons. Lineage: Eukaryota; Metazoa; Arthropoda; Insecta; Hymenoptera; Vespidae. The record is from RefSeq and is a predicted model, not a curated record. The coding region runs from base 439 to 5127 and encodes 1562 amino acids. Gene Ontology annotation, molecular function: chitin synthase activity.
UAUACUUAUAUUAAAUGAAAAAGAAAAACAAGUAUUUAUAUAUAAAUACAUAUACUAUAUACAAUAGUUGCAAUGGAUUAACUUACAACAUCGUUUACUUAUUAUGGGUAAGGAGAGAAAGCUGAUAGACAACAAAUCCGUUACGUGGCACGUCACUGAAAUAUCUAGAGCGAAAAAGGUUCCGCAUCGGUCAUUACUUCUUCUCUCUGUUUAUUUCGUUAAGGUUUAUUGAAUAUGACGAUAUGUCUAUUUUUAUUAAUAAAUAUAUCUUUCAUUUUUCUUAUGUACUCUUCCUUUUUUAUGUCCGCAUUUUUGAUAUUAGAGUAUAAUUCAACAUUGAUAUAACAAAAACGUAUUUUUUGACUUCAAUAAAUUGAUCAAUAAAAUGACCACGAAUUUCUUUAUUCAAAUGUUUGAAUUUUUUUAUUUUUAUACAGAAUGUCAAAAGCUCCGAAACACAAUGGCAGCAUACACGGUGGUGGGGUCACCGGACCAGACGAUUUUUCCGAUGGAGAAAGCACCCCUGUUAUUCAAGAUUAUGCCGAAAGCAGAAGACCCGUCGAGGAAACGAAAGAAUGGGACGUGUUUAGAAACCCGCCACCGAAAAUCGAUUCGGGUUCAAUGGCAAAUCAAAAAUGUCUUGAAAGGACCGUCCAAUUAACAAAAGUUUUCAUUUAUUUACUCGUUUUCAUAAUUGUAUUAGUCAGUGGUGUAAUAUCCAAAGGAACGAUCUUUUUUAUGACAUCCCAAUUGAGAUCGGAUCGUAGAAUCCUUUACUGUAACAAGGAUUUAGGUCGAGAAAAAGAAUAUGUAGCUACGUUACCAGAAGAAGAAAGAAUCGCAUGGACAUGGUGUAUUAUAAUCGCAUUUGCAGUACCAGAAUUUGGUGCUUUGAUACGUAGUUUACGUAUAUGCAUUUUUAAAUCAUGGAAAAAACCACCAUACUCUCAUUUCUUCCUUGUCUUCCUUAUGGAAACAUUUCAUGUCGUAGGACUGGCCUUAAUGUUUUUAUUAAUUCUUCCAGACAUCGAUGUUGUAAAAGGAAUUAUGUUAACUAAUUGCGUCUGUUUUAUACCUGGAUUAUUAGGACUCUUAUCACGGAACAAAAAUAAAGACGAAUCAAAGACGUUUAUUCUCGUACUAGUUGACCUCGCUGCAUUAACUGCUCAAGCAACGAGUUUCGUCCUUUGGCCUCUGCUAGAUACAUCAAAAUCUUCUUUAUGGAUUGUUUCGCCAGCUUUAAUACUUGUAUCAUGUGGUUGGUGGGAGAAUUACGUUUCCAUGCAAAGCAGUAUUGGCUUCGUCCAAAUGCUGGCUCGAGUAAAGAGAGAAUUGAGACUGACUAGAUAUUUUACGUACAUGUUCGUUUCAUUCUGGAAGAUUAUAGCAUUUUUCAUUAGUGUUUUAACUAUAUUACAUUUAAGAGGGGAAAAUAUUGGUCACUUAUUUACAAUGUUUGGUACUGCUUUUGGAGAACAUAAAAUAAUUGUACACGCAACGGUAACACAAACUAUCAAUGGUACAUUGGCAGAUCUAAAAGACAUUUUACCAAAUAGCGACAUUGACAUUAUGGCCGAUUUCAAUACACCAAUUUAUGUCUUAUUGUUACAAAUAUUUAGCGCAUAUUUCGUAUAUAUUUUUGGUAAAUUCGCGUGCAAAAUUCUGAUCCAAGGAUUCAGUUAUGCAUUCCCUGUAAAUUUAACAAUACCCGUAACUAUUUCUUUGCUAAUUGCUGCUUGUGGUCUACGUAAUAGUAAUCCUUGCUUUUUUCACGGAAUUAUUCCGGAUUAUUUAUUUUACGAAUCACCCCGUUUAUAUUUCUUAAACGAUUUUAUAACACAACAAUAUGGCUGGGUUUGGUUACUCUGGUUGCUCUCACAAACUUGGAUAACUUUACAUAUUUGGACACCAAAAUGUGAACGUUUAGCAGCUACUGAAAAAUUAUUCGUUGUACCGAUGUAUGAUUCAUUAUUGAUCGAUCAAUCGAUGGGUUUGAAUAGAAAGAGAGACGAUCAACCAGAAGUUAAAGUGGAGGACUUGGCAGAGAUAGAAAAAGAAAAAGGUGAUGGAGAUUAUGAGACUAUAUAUGAGCAAACAGAUGGUUCAACCACUCCACCUUCCACUGUAAAAAGUAGCGACCACGUGACCAGAAUAUACGCGUGUGCAACUAUGUGGCAUGAAAACAAAGAAGAAAUGAUGGAAUUUUUGAAAAGUAUAUUGCGAUUAGACGAAGAUCAAUCAGCUAGACGCGUGGCACAAAAAUAUCUUAAAGUCGUUGAUCCAGAUUAUUAUGAGUUCGAAACUCAUAUUUUCUUCGACGACGCUUUCGAAUUAUCCGAUCACGACGAAAACGAAUCACAAGUUAACCGAUUUGUGAAAUUAUUAGUUUCAACGUUAGAUGAAGCAGCUACUGAUGUUCAUCGGACAAGAACGCAUGUCAAAGAUCCAAAAAAAUUCCCGACACCUUAUGGUGGAAGAUUGGUAUGGACACUUCCUGGUAAAACUAAAAUGAUUGCUCAUUUGAAAGAUAAAAGUAAAAUUCGUCACAGAAAAAGAUGGAGUCAGGUCAUGUACAUGUAUUACUUGUUGGGACAUCGAUUAAUGGAAUUACCAAUUAGUGUAGAUCGUAAAGAAGUAAUCGCCGAAAAUACGUAUUUAUUAACAUUAGAUGGUGAUAUUGAUUUUCAACCGACUGCUGUCAAACUUCUUGUUGAUUUGAUGAAAAAGAAUAAGAAUCUUGGUGCGGCAUGUGGUCGUAUUCAUCCAGUUGGUUCAGGUCCUAUGGUUUGGUAUCAAAUGUUCGAAUAUGCGAUUGGCCAUUGGUUGCAAAAGGCAACAGAACACAUGAUCGGCUGUGUACUUUGUAGUCCUGGUUGUUUCUCUUUGUUUAGAGGAAAAGCAUUGAUGGAUGAUAAUGUUAUGAAAAAGUAUACAACAAGAUCAGAUGAAGCUAGACAUUACGUGCAAUACGAUCAGGGAGAAGAUCGUUGGCUUUGUACAUUACUUUUACAACGUGGCUAUAGAGUCGAAUAUUCAGCGGCAAGUGAUGCUUACACUCAUGCGCCAGAAGGAUUUAAUGAAUUUUAUAAUCAACGUCGUCGAUGGGUACCUUCAACUAUAGCUAAUAUUAUGGAUUUAUUGAUGGAUGCCAAACGGACUAUUAAAAUCAAUGACAAUAUUUCUCUCCCAUACAUAUCUUAUCAGAUUCUUCUAAUGGGUGGUACUAUACUUGGACCAGGUACCAUCUUCCUUAUGUUAGUGGGUGCCUUCGUAGCGGCUUUUAAAAUUGACAAUUGGACAAGUUUUUAUUAUAAUAUUAUACCUAUUCUAUUGUUUAUGAUCAUUUGUUUUACGUGCAAGUCAAACAUACAGCUUCUCUGUGCACAAAUAUUAUCUACAGCUUAUGCUAUGAUCAUGAUGGCCGUAAUCGUAGGUACAGCUCUCCAGCUCGGAGAGGACGGCAUAGGAUCACCAUCAGCGAUAUUUUUAAUAUCAUUAUCAGGAUCAUUUUUCAUAGCAGCUUGUCUGCAUCCUCAAGAAUUUCUGUGUAUCGUUCCUGGCAUCAUAUAUCUUUUAUCAAUCCCAUCCAUGUAUCUUCUUCUUAUAUUGUAUUCAAUUAUAAAUCUAAACGUUGUUUCAUGGGGUACUCGAGAAGUUCAAGUGAAAAAGACAAAAAAGGAAUUGGAACAAGAAAAAAAAGAAGCAGAGGAAGCCAAACGCAAGGCUAAACAAAAAUCAUUAUUAGGUUUUCUCCAAAAUGGUGCUGGGACAAAUAACGACGAUCAAGGUUCAAUCGAAAUUUCUUUGGCUAGCCUAUUUAAAUGUAUGUUCUGUACACAUGGAAAACCUUCGGAUGAAAAACAACAACUUGUUGCUAUUGCCGAGUCAUUGGAACAACUUGGCAAAAGAUUGGAAAAUAUCGAAAGGACCAUUGAUCCGCACGGACAUGUUUCUGGAAGAAGACGAACAUCUUCUAUAGGUGGUCAUACAAAUGAUGUAUUGGGUGCCAUAGGUGAAGAUCCAGCCGAGGAUGAAGAAUGUAACAGUGAAACAGAAACGGUAACAAGCCAACAUUCGGAAGAAAAUCGUGAUGGUAGUAACUUCCUCACAAGACCUUAUUGGUUGAGCGACGAAGGAUUGAAAAAAGGUGAAGUGGAGAUCUUGUCUCUUCAAGAAGAACAGUUUUGGAAAGAUUUGCUUGAAAAGUAUCUCUUUCCAAUAGACGAAGACAAAGCGGAGAAGGCCCGUAUAGCUGGUGACCUGAUUGAGCUGCGUAACAAGAGUGUCUUCGCAUUUUUAAUGUUCAAUGCCUUAUUCGUACUGAUCGUAUUCUUGCUACAGCUGAAUAAAGAUCAAUUACAUAUCGUGUGGCCUCUUGGCGUCAAGACAAACAUCACCUACGUUGAAGAAACGUCGGAGGUACACGUUACCAAAGAAUACUUGCAACUUGAACCUAUUGGUCUGGUGUUCGUGUUCUUUUUUGCAUUAAUUCUAGUCAUUCAGUUCACUGCUAUGCUGUUUCAUAGAUUUGGUACUUUUGCUCAUAUCUUGGCAAGUACCACAUUGGAUUGGUUCUGCUGCAAAAAAGAUGUCACAGAGGACACUUUAUCUUCUCAACAAGCAGUGGAUAUGGUUAGAGAUUUACAAAAAUUAAAUGGUAUGGAAGGUGAUUACGAUGAAGGUAGUGGCAAUGGACCUGGUAGACGAAAGACAAUAAGAAAUCUUGAAAAGAGUAAACGAAAGGCACAAUCAAUAAAUACACUUGAUGUUGCAUUCAAACAUCGCUUCUUUAGUAUGUCUGAAGGUGCAGGCUUGCCUGGAAAUAUGUCUACGCGACAUUCAGUGAAAGCUUUUAAGGCCUUAGAAAGUCGACGAACAAGUUUAAUGGCAAUGAGAAGAAAAUCACAAAUGCAAACUUUAGGAGCCGUUAAUAAAUAUGGAGUAGCAGGUAAUCCUCUUGGUAUACAAGGACGACCUUCAAGAAGUAGUCAAAUAUCCAUAAAGGAUGUCUUUGAAGAUCAUGGACAUACAAAUCCCGCUUAUGAACCCGAUGAAAGCCCUAGAAAUAGUUUGAGAUUACAAAAUCGUAAUCAACAUAGUUGGCGUGAAGCCAACACUAAUGUUUAACGUUACAAUGAUGAACAAACAAAUUGAAAAUGCAUUCAAUUUCCAAAAUUGAGAAUUAUAAUCAAUUGAAUAAUAGCAUAAAAAUAGUAAUUAAAUAUAAAUUGCAGUUUUUAUUUUUCCGCUCUAUAUCAGCGUAUUGGAGAAAUAAUA